AGCAAGACCAGCAAUGGCCUGCCUGGCCGGGCAGGCCAUGCGCACUGUGCCUUGCCCGGACCCCCAGGGUGCCCGGCCGCCUUAUAGUCCUUAUAUUUGUUCAGCCAACCCCAUGAUCCAGAGUGUCCUUAAAAAUAAGGAUGCAGUCAUCACAACCAUCGCAUUAACAAACCCAAGACUACCCACCCUAACACAAGAGGAGUGGGAGGAACUCAAGCAGGCCGGUGAGGUAUUAAAACCCUUUGAGGAGGUCACCGUUGAGAUUAGUGGACAGGGAUAUGUCACUGUGUCGAAGGUGAUUCUUCUGGCAAGAGGAUUACAGAGGAUAGCCGCAAACAUACAAAGGGGUGUGAACCUGAUGGGUCCUGUGAAAGUCAUGGUGUACACCAUUUGUACCCAGAUGGCUCACAGGUUCCACAAAAUUGAGGCACAUGUUUUGCUAUCUGAAGCAGCAGCACUGGACCCCAGGUUCAAAAAGAAGGCCUUCGGCAGGGAUGAGGAUGCAGAUAGGGCCUAUCAGUAUCUAAGCAAUGCUGCUGCAAAGGUGAACCUCCCCAACCAGCAGGCUGAAGAAGAGGGAGCAGCAGCACAACCACCAAGUUCCAGUCAGGACAGUGCAAUUUGGCAGGAAUUUGAUCAGCAGGUCUCUGGGCUUGUGACCAGCAGCCGAAAUCCAGUGGCAGAUGCAGUACUGGAGGUCCGUGCUUUUGUGCAGGAGCCGCUUGUACCGAGAUCUUCAAACCCCCUCACAUGGUGGCAAAGUAGAGGCGUGGUCUAUCCAAGACUGUCUGAAAUCAUGAAGAGAAGACUCUGUAUUGUGGCCACAUCUGUCCCAUCAGAGAGGAUUUUCAGCAAGAUGGGGCAGAUAAUAUCAGAGAGACGAAAUCGGCUCAGCUCAUCCAAAGUCAGCCAGCUUGUAUUUUUAAAUGCAAAUCUGGAGUAGGGGCAAGAUCUUUGGACGAAAAUACCUUGAAAGAGAACAUAAUGUGCAAGGACAAUCUUUUCUUUGUUUGACACUUUUGGUGUGUGUGUGUGUGUGUGUGUGUGUG
Molecule: messenger RNA, 1049 nt
Organism: Nerophis lumbriciformis (worm pipefish)
Lineage: Eukaryota; Metazoa; Chordata; Actinopteri; Syngnathiformes; Syngnathidae
Product: E3 SUMO-protein ligase ZBED1-like
Biological process (GO): regulation of transcription by RNA polymerase II
Cellular component (GO): nucleus
Molecular function (GO): protein dimerization activity
Source: RefSeq, a predicted model, not a curated record